Colletotrichum navitas is the source of this 771-nucleotide messenger RNA. Its product is annotated as transcription factor. The transcript is spliced from 4 exons. The coding region runs from base 1 to 771 and encodes 256 amino acids. Gene Ontology annotation, molecular function: DNA binding; RNA polymerase II general transcription initiation factor activity. The record is from RefSeq and is a predicted model, not a curated record. Gene Ontology annotation, biological process: DNA-templated transcription initiation. Lineage: Eukaryota; Fungi; Ascomycota; Sordariomycetes; Glomerellales; Glomerellaceae.
AUGGAGGCGAUCCAAACCCAUCCUGUGAGCGCUGCUCAGGCAAAGGCCUUCACCGCUCCCGGCUCGCUCUCAUUCCCUGGCGGCGCUCACGAGCUUCCUCCCGCUGCGAACGGCGAUAAGACGGCAGCCAACGGGCAAGCUCCCAUUGCCAACGGCCAGCAAGUCGCAAACGGUACCGGGGUGACUCCCGCGACACCUGCCGCGACGCCCGCUGCCACGCAAGGUGGCAGUGGCUUGACUCCUACGUUGCAGAACAUCGUUGCGACGGUCAACCUCGAUUGCCGAUUGGACCUCAAGACGAUCGCCCUGCAUGCGAGAAACGCAGAGUAUAACCCCAAGCGUUUCGCUGCCGUCAUCAUGCGUAUUCGCGAGCCCAAGACCACCGCUUUGAUCUUCGCCUCUGGCAAGAUGGUUGUUACUGGUGCGAAGUCUGAGGAUGAUUCGAAGCUUGCAUCGCGCAAAUAUGCGCGUAUCAUCCAGAAGCUGGGUUUCAAUGCUAAGUUUACGGAUUUCAAGAUCCAGAACAUUGUUGGCUCUUGCGAUAUCAAGUUCCCCAUUCGUUUGGAGGGUCUUGCUUCGCGCCAUCACAACUUCAGCUCUUACGAGCCAGAGUUGUUCCCCGGUCUCAUCUACCGCAUGAUUAAGCCCAAGAUUGUGCUGCUCAUCUUCGUGAGCGGCAAGAUCGUUCUCACCGGAGCCAAGGUCCGCGAGGAAAUCUACCAGGCCUUCGAGAUGAUCUACCCUGUGCUUCAGGAUUUCCGCAAGGUUUAA